Messenger RNA from Anopheles stephensi (Asian malaria mosquito), 615 nucleotides. RefSeq names its product protein Asterix. Gene Ontology annotation, molecular function: protein folding chaperone. NCBI's taxonomy places the organism in Eukaryota, Metazoa, Arthropoda, Insecta, Diptera, Culicidae. The record is from RefSeq and is a predicted model, not a curated record. The transcript has 3 exons. Gene Ontology annotation, cellular component: endoplasmic reticulum membrane. Bases 157 to 486 code for a protein of 109 amino acids. Gene Ontology annotation, biological process: protein insertion into ER membrane.
UUUUUUUCUAUUCUCAUCAUUUGCGCUCUCUCCAUCGGCAAAACGUCAAAAUAUCCAUUUAUUUUGGUGCCACUUCGCGGUCAGCUGUCACGAUAAGCUGUUCUUCAAUUUGGUUGAUUGUCCCAGCUCAUUCAUUUCCCAGCCCAAUCCAGCAUCAUGACGCUGCUCAUUAAUCCCCGUCGCCCGGAGAAGGUGCACCGCUACAAACCUGUCGACUCGGCCAACCAAGGUGCUGGCGUUGGAGACGAUCUGAUGCCCGAUUACAUGAAUAUCCUCGGUAUGAUAUUCUCAAUGUGUGGUUUGAUGAUGAAACUGAAGUGGUGCGCCUGGUUGGCGCUGUACUGUUCCUGCAUUAGCUUCGCUAACUCCCGGAUUUCAGACGAUGCCAAACAGGUACUGUCCUCGUUCAUGCUCAGCGUAAGCGCCGUAGUCAUGUCGUACCUACAGAAUCCAACCCCAAUGACACCGCCCUGGCAAUCGGUGUAGUCGCUGUAGGCCAACGGUGGUCGGGAAGCACAUAAUCCUAUGUCUAAAGCACAUAAAAGAACGCAACGCUAAUUGUUAAGAAAACUUUCGUGUAAUAAGAAGAAACACUCCGGUGUGGUGGUAAUUAUA